AUGACAAUAGUCACUAAUCCGUCACCAACUGGCGAUGAACCUGACAAUAUAAUUGCUAAUGCAGCCAACAGCACAUCUCAGCAAAUCAUUCCGACGGCCAUGGAACACCAACAGACUGUUAAUGCUUCUUCGCAAACAGCUCCACAAACAACAACCACUUCUGUAACAACAAAUGGCUUAACAACAAAUAUUGUCAGUGUUGUAUCCGAACUCGUCUCGGACCAGUCAGCUAAGGCAGAUAUUUCUGUUACUGCUAGUGUUGCAGAGAAUGUAAAUUUAUUAGUGCCAGUUCAAGAAGUGUCAGAUAAAGAAACAGCCUCACCUCUUAUUUUACCUAGCUGUGCUCAAAGGGAAGCUGAACCGGACUUUCCCCAUGUCGAACUUGGAAAGUUAGAUGAAAUGAUUAAUAGACAGAGGUGGGUUGUUCCAGUACUGCCUGGUAAUGAGUUAGAGGUAUUAUUAGAUGCUUCAAUAGAUUUAUGUCGAAGAGGCCUAGAUACAAAAAGUGAAGCCUGCCAAAGAUUUUUUAGAGAAGGGUUGACAAUUUCGUUCACAAAAGUGCUAACAGAUGAUGCAGUUAGUGGAUGGAAAACUGAAAUUCACAAGUGUAUUUUGAAAAAUUCAGAAAAAUUAGUUGAAUUAUGCGUUUUAAAGCUAGACCAAGACUGGUUUCCAUUACUUGAUUUAUUAGCAAUUGUAUUUAAUCCUAAUUGUAAGUUUCAUUCAUUCAAUGCAAACAAGUUACCUGAAAGAUUGAUGUCUGAACUCGAUGAAGAGGUAUUUGCCAAACCAUUUUCAGACCAGAGACCACAAAGAGGAUGGUUAGUUGAUUUAAUAAAUUUAUUUGGUUCGCUGGAUGGCUUUAAAAUCUUAUUAGAGAGAUUCAACUCUAAUUUGUCGAUACCCGUGGUUGCUGCACUGAUCAGACCUUUUGGCAUCUGUGCUGAAAUGUUGACUGUCAGUACCUUAGAAAAAUAUUUUAUGCCUAUAGUCGAAAAAAUCACAUUAUAUUUAGAUAAUCUGACUGAUGAUGAAUUGAAAAGGGAGGCCAAAAUGGAGGCUAAAAAUGAUACUUUAUCUAAUAUAAUAAACUCUUUGAAGUGUGUUGUGGCUAGGUUGCCUAAUCAAGAGGAAAAAGUGAAAAGUUUAGAAAUGUUCAGACUUCAGAUUAUUUUCAGACUGCUACAAAUAUCAUCAUUCAAUGGCAAGAUGAAUGCCCUGAAUGAAAUCAACAAACUGAUAACAAGCAUAUCAUACAACAUUAACAAACACAGUCAAUCAGACUGCGACGAUUGGUUAACUCCUGAAAAAAUAGCUGAAUGGUUAGGUAAUAAUGAUGUCUUGUCAAUAGUUUUGAGGGACAGCUUGCAUCAACCUCAAUAUGUUGAGAAGUUAGAAAAAAUUGUUCGAUUCAUGAUAAAGGAGAAGGCAUUAAAUUUGCAGGAUCUCGACCGAAUAUGGGAGGCUCAGACGGGAAAGCAUGAAGCCAUUGUAAAAAACGUUCAUGACCUCUUGGCUAAGUUAGCCUGGGAUUUCACACCACUGCAGUUAGACCAUUUAUUCGAAUGUUUCCAAGCUAGCUGGGGACAUGCCAGCAAAAAGCAGAGAGAGAAAUUAUUAGAAUUAAUUAGAAGAUUGGCCGAAGAUGAUAAAGAGGGAAUAAUGGCCAACAAGGUAUUGGUACUUCUGUGGUCUCUUGCUCAGAGUGAAGAUGUAUCCACUGAUAUAAUGGACCAGGCUUUGGUUGCUCAUAUAAAAAUUCUUGAUUACAGCUGUUCACAAGUUUCUUCGCAAGAUAGAGAUACACAGAAAAUGACCUGGGUAGCCAAAUUUGUUGAAGAACUUAAAAAAGACAGAAUGGUUCUGCCAGCAUUAAAACAGAUCAGAGAAAUAUGUCAGCUGUUUACAGAGGCUCCUCCGACUCAUUCACAUCUUCAGAGGCCCCAAACCAAUUACAGAAAUAAAGUCAUUAGUUAUUUGCAUAAUCAGUUCACCAUUGUCAAGCUUGUUAGUGAUAGCCUCGAAGUCUACAUGGAUCGGGCUAGAAAGUAUGCCAAAGAACAUCCCGAUGAGGACCCCAGUAAAAUUUUUCCAGACGGUCGAUUCAAUCACCAUCAACAAGUCAAUGACAGGUUGAAGUUUUUGAGAUUUCUUCUGAAAGAUGGUCAGUUGUGGCUCUGCAAGCCCCAGGCUAAUCAGAUUUGGACAACAUUAGCUGAAAAUGCUGUCUACCCAAUGGACAGAGAGAAUUGUUUUAAAUGGUACAGCAAAUUGAUGGGCGAUGAACCAGAUCUUGAUCCAGAAAUCACUAAGGAAUUCUUUCAGCAGUACAUCCUCAAGUUUGAUCCUGCACUUCUGACUGAGAGUGGAAUGAUCUGCUUUGAACGCUUCUUUCGCUUCAUAAAUUUAAAAGAUGGAAAAUUUUAUCCAAAGAGAAGGGGUGGGUACUUUAUGGAGAACUUGAAUCUUUUGGGUGUUGAGUAUCUCUGGAGGGUUGUAUCGUACAGCCCUGAUGAGGUUGCGGAGAAAGGAAUUCUACUGUUGAAAGACGUCUACACGAACCUAGGUGCACAACUGCAAGCUAAGCAGGUUGAAAUACAUGAAGAUUUUUUGCAGGAUUGUUUGAAUCGCUUGAAAGCCAUGUAUGAUACAGUCAAAGCUCUACAAAAGUUUGAUUCUACAAACAAACAACAGCCAUCUAAACAGCUCUCUCCAACACAACAAAAUCACAUCUCUCAGUCACCAAAAUCUUCACAAGAACAGUUGGAUGAAGAUCAGCAGCAGCAGCAGAUGAGACAACACGAACAACAAAUUCAACAGGAAGCAAAUCGCAUGAUAAGAAUAUUAACAGUUUUGAAGGUUUACAUAGUGGAGUGUGACGAAGCCUACUGCGAAGAGAGGGCCAUUUUGCCACUUGUCAGAGCUUGCAGAGGCAAACAAGUCAACCUCAUCAUCAGAUGUCCCAACCAGGGUCGCCCUAUCGAUGAUAUUGAACUAUGGUCUCACACAAAUGAAACAAUUGGUAAUGUUAGGAGGCAGUUGGCCAGUAGGAUGAAAGGUAACAACUUCAAAGUCGAGUUGUGCCUGAAUGGAGAUGUUAUAGAUCCGUGCAACGAUAGGAAGUUAGUGUCUCAGUUGGGGGCACAUGACAAGAUACAGUUAACAGUCAAGUAUCUCCAAGUGGGCACCCACAACCCUUCAAGCCCUGACAGCAGUUCUGGCAGUUCCAUUGGCUCCAUGCAUAAUAUUUAUGAAGGUCCUAACAUAGAAGCAGAAAAUUGUCUUCCAGGGGUACUGCUAGCACACAAACUCAUGUACACUAAUUUCCUCUUUAACCUGGCUGAUCUCGGUUGCCAACUAGAUGUUCCCAUGCUCAGAGAUUGUGCCAGGGAGAUUCUCAAGUUUAUGCCUGCAGAUUCCAAUGCAGUUGAACGACUGAUAAAAAUUUGCAAAGAGCAUGUAAACAGACACCCAUUGGAGAAACCCAUCAUCAUAGCACCUGACCUCGAAGCUCUCUUCUUUGGCCCUGGACCAUCCCAGGUGUUGUACUACCUGGAUGUUAUGCACUCCAUCCUGGUGCCAGCCACCAGCAACAGUGCUAACGUGACUUGGAACUUUCAGAAAAACUUUCUACUAAGUGGCGGUGUACCCCUCUGCCUGAAGAUAAUAUCAAGCGAUGAUUUCCUACAGAAUUCAGACCCGACAACAAAACGUAGCUGCUACUUGACCUGCUUAAAAAUCCUUAAGCUCAUCAUGCCGGCUGUAGGGUACGGCUACAUACAGAUGGUCAGCGAUGCCAUGCAAAACAACACAACAAAUCUAGUGGCCUUGACCCCCACCAUGCAUGCACAUGCUGUCCUUCUUCAAAAGGCCUUCAUGAACAUUCCCAACCCUAACGAGAAUAUCAUCAAAUCCUGGUCCCUCAAGCUAGGCCAAGAACUCUCUCUUAAGAUCACUGGAGUUUUGCCAAAUGAGGUCGUCUUGAAAGCCCUCCAGAGAAUCAUUUGGUCGUGUUUCAACGAACCGUCAUCACUGACGUCAUCGCCAUCUUCGCUCCUGGUCAAGCUGAGUGAGAGUGAUUGGAAAGUGGCCGGUGAUGGUUCAGUAUAUGGAAAUUACGACAUGGAUUACCAGGAUGCAGAUGAGGUGAACCUAUGCCACGAGUCUCUUGAGUUACUGACCGUAUGCAUCGUACUCUGCCAAGAGUCUGUUGACGUCAUCUGCAAGGAUAAAGCCUGGCAGACUUUUAUCAUCAGCCUGCUACUUGGAUGUAAAAAUAGGUCAAUAAGAAUAAUGGCUUCGGAUCAGUUUUAUCAAGUGGCGACGAAUGUGACGAGUAGUAACAACAAGCUGGUCAUCUACUUUAUAACGUUACUCUUCACACUGCUUUCUGACAAUGCUGCAAUGCUGUCUCCAGAGUAUUUCAAUUUACUUUGCAGGCUGUUGAAUUAUACCUGCGAGUUUGGGAUUCCAUUGAACCAGGCAGAGGCUCUUCUAAAUCAGGAGAUUGUCUGGCUCAAAAGAUUGCGGGUCCGUGAUUGA
Messenger RNA from Helobdella robusta, 4542 nucleotides. RefSeq lists its product as hypothetical. Bases 1 to 4542 code for a protein of 1513 amino acids. Gene Ontology annotation, molecular function: transcription coactivator activity. NCBI's taxonomy places the organism in Eukaryota, Metazoa, Annelida, Clitellata, Rhynchobdellida, Glossiphoniidae. The transcript is spliced from 9 exons. The record is from RefSeq and is a predicted model, not a curated record.